Messenger RNA from Prorocentrum cordatum, 1112 nucleotides. The record is from the annotation of a GenBank genome assembly. NCBI's taxonomy places the organism in Eukaryota, Dinophyceae, Prorocentrales, Prorocentraceae.
CGAUUUCAGAGUACUCCGCACUCACGCGCUCGAGGCACAUCUACGGCCUUACCUGACAGAUCACACCAUAGACUUCGAGGUCUCGGACCGCGUGCCCGACCUUUCUAGAUACCUGAAAGAAGCUCGCGAGGAAGAUGCCCGACGGAUCUUGGCUGAUGGGACCCGGCGAGGCGGGGAAGGAGCCACCCAGGCAGAAGAAGGCCAAGCAGGAGUUGGGCGAGAACCAAGCGAUGAAGCGUCUAGUGCACCAUCUCGAGACACGCAUGCGCACGGUGGAGCAUCAGAACGCGUUCCAAGUGUACAUGCCCCAGGACCACACACUCGUGACCCGCGCGAAGUCCUUGAACCAGCAGUACGAGGAGCGGACGAAGGCUGCCGGCAGCGGGCGCAAUCUGGGACCCCCCGAGCUCCAGAUUUUUGGCGGCAUAGUGAGCGACAUCGAGCAUCACUUGAGUCAGGAGAGUUGCGCCAACCAGCUGAAGAAAUAUCGCGCCGUCUUCGGUCGAGUUCUCAUGAGGAUGCAGCACUCGGAUGCAGAAGAGACGGCGGUCUGGGUGAAAGAGUUCUCAGUGAACCCAUGCUUCGACGUGGGAGUGAUGCGCGUGACCGUGUGCCUAAAGGGAGAGGUGGUCGUGGGCGGCAACGCCAAGAAGGCGGCCGAGGUGUUCGAAGAGCAGAAGGCGGCGUGGGGCGGGGUGGCCCCGGACGACAGCUACGAGGCUCUUUUGCAGCGGUCCCCCCUGGAGGCCAUCGCGCUGAAGGAGGGCCAGAAGAUGUGCGAGCUGCAGGCCGUGGUCUUCCAGGUGCUUCGCGCGUGGAACGGCUCAGCAAAGGCGGGACGGGCGCCGCGCGGCGCCUUUGCACGCCGCCUGCUGCAAAAGUGGUGGGAGGAGUGAGCGGGGAGGGUUAGGAGCGGUCCUGGCCCGUUCCUCGGCGACGUGUCGUUUGUCGGUCGCGUCUCCGUCGUCGCCGUGGACGUCCGACGUCGCCUCGAAGAGCGUUGGUUCUCAGGCGAUGCUGCGUCGGAAAUGAUUGUUUGAUGUCUAGUUGUAGGCUUGCCCCGAGCUGUGUCGCAGUCUUGUGGUGACUCGUGCUUGAAGGGGGGUAGCAGU